Molecule: messenger RNA, 3242 nt
Organism: Daphnia magna
Lineage: Eukaryota; Metazoa; Arthropoda; Branchiopoda; Diplostraca; Daphniidae
Product: mucin-4-like
Exons: 1
Coding region: 1-3237 (1078 amino acids)
Source: RefSeq, a predicted model, not a curated record
AUGACUAAAAAAGAUACAAUUGCGUAUCUCAUGGUUAAUGGUUCAUCAAUAAACACGCAAGUAUCAGUCCACAACCAAUAUGAUAUCCAAGAUCCUUUGCCAACAGGAACAAAAUUCGAAUACAUCGUAGAUCACAGCAUAAGGCUUAUGAACACUAACAUCUGCAUCGUGGCAAAUGAAAACAAUCAAAUUAUGGCAGAAAAUUGUACCGAAAAAACAUCAAGAUGGAUACUGGAUUUAAUUAACUACCAAUGGAUUUCUCUAGAAACAGGCCUGUGCAUCACCUUACAUGAUGAAGAAGAAGGACGAGUUAGAUUGGCAACACUAAAAACGUGCAGUAGACAGGGAACAAUUGGUGAAAAUCAACAAUGGGUUAUCGAAAUCCUAACAACAAACCCGGAUGUGUUGGACAAUUUCCCAGAUGCAGCCAUUGACGAAUUCGAAGAAAUCCAGUUGGAACAGAGGACAUCAGUAACAACGAACGUCAGUUCGCCAAUUUUCGGAGGAUUAUUGAAGCGGAACCAUGGGAGAGGAAACAUCAUAUGGGACAUGAUAGGAUGGGGACUAAUGAAACAUGGUAAGUCACCCGAUGAAAAAUGUUUAACACACAAUGGCGUUAACAAACCAAUAACACUAGAAGCAUGCGAUCCUAACUGGAUCAAAUGUCAAACAAGCCUACAAAAAUUAUUAACAAGUAAUGACCCCUUGGUGCAAUCACAAACAACCGUGGCUAACUGUAGCGAAGCAUCUAGCAAGGGCCAAGCCUUCGAAUAUUCCUCCGACUUCACGAUAAGACCAUUUAACACAAACAACUGCAUUAAAGCGAACACAACGAUGCUCAUCCUGCACGAAUGUUCAGAUAAAAGUUCCAUCUGGGGAACAUUCGAUCACACAGGACAAUUAAUGGCAAGUGAUAGAACAGGACUUCAUUCAGGCGCUUCGGACCGGAAAUGCCUAACAAGACGGGUCGACAAAUUAUCGUUGGGACAUUGUCAUGGAACAAGCCAAAAACAACAUUUUAGCUUCGAGUACCGGAAUCCACAUCAACCUAGAACAUUGACGGCAGCAGCAAUAAUAUCUCUACAUACGCAACACGCCUUAUUUGGAAAAAAUCUACCAAUCUUGCCACCAUUAAACCAUCGUGAUCCAAAGGAGAUUAACUAUAAAACAAACGCAACGGAAGGAAUAACUAAAAAUUUGACCAUAACGACAAAGUCAGCAACAUCCAUGACUGCUACAACAGAUAAAUCAGUCAUACCUUCCAUUGCAGCCAAGGUAACAACAAGUGCGAAGACAGAAACAACAACAACAACGAUUAGGCCGACUACAACCACAACAAAACCGACAACAACCUUCAGAACAACAACAACAAAAUCAACUACUACCACAAAAAAGCCGACAACAACCACAAAAAAUCCGACCACAACCACACAAAAACCGACCACAACCACACAAAAACCAACCACUACCACACAAAAACCGACCACCAUCAUUCAAAAGCCAAAUACUACCACACUAAAAACAACCACUACCACACAAAUACCAGCCUCUACACCCAAAUCAACUACAACAUCAAAAUCUACGACAAUAUCAACAGAAGCAGAGAAAUUACCAACAAUAACAUCAACAACCGCAUCAACAACAUUAACUAGUACAUCACUCAAAACGACUAUCACGACACAGUCAUCUACAACUACAGAAAAAGUUUUCACAGAAACCACAACGACUGACACAAUAAAACCAAAAUCUAACCAAGCUGAAAUUAUUUCGUCCACCGAGCCAACUAUAAGCCUAAAAUAUCUUACACCAAGUCAAAUAAGAGAACAGCCAAGCGAAACAACAACCACUGAAAUAACAAAAUCAAGGGAUAACGAAGAAGAAGAUAUAGAAAAAAUUGAGAGACAACACAAUACAACCCGAGAUAAGUCAGAAUUUCAAGACAAAAUUUCAAAUGAUCAAUUAAAGGCUUCAACACAACAAAAAGAAAAUACAGCACACGAACUUGUAGUAGAUGACUAUCGACCGCUAAAUGACGCUAAUACAAGUAACGGUCUACCAAAAUCCACUGAGGAGCUAAGUGACUUGAUAAAAUACGAGCUUGGAAAAAUGCACGAGCAAUACAAAAUCAGUAUUGAAACUGAACACGACAAUAAAUUGGCAAAAGAAAUUCGGGAUGUUUACUGCCAGUUAUCAAAGAUAAAACGAACGCAAGCCAUAAUCUUAGCCCAAACAAAUGGAUUGCUUGCAGCCGCCGCACUCGGACUUCCAAUGUGUACAAGGAUAUAUGGUUUUGGUCAAGCCAUGACAUUGCAACAAUGCGACCCAAAAAGGAUAUCACUAUCAGCAAAAGAGACCAAGUGUGGGUUCCAGCCAUUUUUUGUUUACGGAAAAAACAACUGUACGAUCGGACUCGACGGAUGGCCUAUUCAUCCGUAUUCGGAGUGCUUUUGGAAAUCCCAAUUGAUAAACAUCAACGGAUAUCCUCAUACGUGGCAACAUAACGCAACAGCAGGAGACUGGAUUAAACAAGAGGCGACCAUACAUACUUCAAAUCUGGAUUUAAUUGCAGAAUUCGAAGAACUGCACUUAAACAGUUUCGACUAUGGAUUAAGGAACCAUCCAGCUCAUGGAACCAUGGAAAUGGAACAGCUAAACAUCUUAAAUGACCUGGUGGGACGAGUUAAUGAAGGAGAAGGCAAAGAGUUACCUGACAUCCUAGUAACAGAAGAGCAGGACAAUCAAAUCGGACACAUGUUUUCCUGGUUUGACACAUUAAAAAUUAUGGCUCUCUCAGCGAUAGGAUUCAUCCUAUUUCUCAUCUGUCUAAGAAUUUUUAUUGCCUGUAAUCCUAUUCCACGGAUUAAGGAAAGCUUCAGACGACGCAAGCAAUCACGUAACGUGAGCGAAAGUGAUGGUCAAGAAAUGGAUUCAAUGAUACCAGAACCCAUCUACAGCGAUGGAGGAGCAAAUGAAAAACCGUUCAUUAGGGAAUUUGCACCUUUAAUGACGUCAGCGACAGAAACACCAAAAGAAACCCUUACGUUGAUAAACACACCGAGUGCACCAAAGAAAGGAAAAUUGUAUCCUAUCGAAGAAUUAAAAUGGGAAAACGAGCAAAACAAGGAAUGUACGGGAAGUCACACGACCUGCAGCUAUGUCGUUGGCUACGGAAUGGUGUGGGAGGAUCUAUGCAGAUGUACUCCAGAAGACCAUUUAAAACGCACAAUUAACAAAUAACGAUU